This is a messenger RNA of Hansenula ciferrii, 3162 nucleotides long. RefSeq lists its product as uncharacterized. Gene Ontology annotation, biological process: oligosaccharide metabolic process; protein N-linked glycosylation. Gene Ontology annotation, cellular component: endoplasmic reticulum membrane. Gene Ontology annotation, molecular function: Glc3Man9GlcNAc2 oligosaccharide glucosidase activity. NCBI's taxonomy places the organism in Eukaryota, Fungi, Ascomycota, Saccharomycetes, Phaffomycetales, Wickerhamomycetaceae. The transcript is spliced from 2 exons. The record is from RefSeq and is a predicted model, not a curated record. Bases 1 to 3162 code for a protein of 1053 amino acids.
AUGGUUAGAAGAUCUCAAAGUAGAGCAGAUUUAGCUGGUCUAACUGCUGAAGAGAAAAGACUUGAAGAAGAUAGAAAAAAGCAAAAGUACUGGAGAAGAUGGGGUCCCUACAUGUCGGAACGUCAAUGGGGUGUUGUUAGAGAAGAUUAUUCUUAUGAUGGUAAUGUUUGGGAGAGUUUUACUUUUGAUGAUUCUCGUUCAAGAACUUAUCGUUGGGGUGAAGAUGGGUUAGCUGGUGUUUCUGAUAAUCAUGGUUUAUUGAAUUUUUCAAUUGCCUUAUGGAAUGAACAGGAUGAGUUUUUAAAAGAAAAAGCUUUUGGUCUUGCAGGUCCUCAAGGUAAUCAUGGUGAAGAUGUUAAAGAAGUUUAUUAUUAUCUGGAUAAUACACCAACUCAUUCUUACAUGAAGUAUCUUUACAAAUAUCCUCAAAACAAGUUUCCUUAUGAUGAUCUUCGUAAUACAAAUGCAAAUAGAUCAAAAACUGAAAGAGAAUAUGAAUUGGUUGAUACAGGUAUCUUUGAUAAUAAUGAGUACUUUGAUGUCGUCUUUGAAAUGGCAAAGGAUGAUGAUGAAGAAUUAUAUUUCAGAAUUACAGCUUAUAAUAGAUCAGAUAAACCAGCUCCACUACAUAUUUUACCUCAAGCAAUUUUCAGAAAUACUUGGGGUUGGAAUAGAGAUGAUUAUAAACCUCAAUUAUCAAAAGAAACUGAAAAUUCUGUUUUGAUUGAUCAUAAAAAAUUUGGUAAAAGAAGAUGGGUUUUCGCACCAUCUCCAGGUUUAACUGAAGAUCAUCCUGAUGUUGAAGCUCAAUUAUUGUUUACUGAUAACGACUCAAACUUUAAAAAGUUAUAUGGUACAAAAAAUGUUGCUGAUUAUACUAAAGAUGCCUUCCAUGAAUAUAUUGUUGAAGAAAAUGAUAAAUCUGUGAAUCCAAAAGAAAUUGGUACAAAAGCUGCUGCUUGGUUUUCAUUCGAUGAAGAUGGUGGUGUUCCAGCUCAUGAUUAUGUUACCAUUCGUUAUAAAUUCACUGCAAAAGAAGCUGGUGUUUUCAAUGAAGAAGCUUUUGAUAACAUUUUUUCACGUCGUGAAAAUGAAGCUGAUAAUUUUUAUUGGAGAAUUACACCAUUACCAAUUUCUGAUGAGUUACGUCAAAUUCAACGUCAAGCUUUUGCAGGUUUAUUAUGGACAAAGCAAUUUUAUUAUUUCAUUCAAGAAGAAUGGUAUAAAGGUGAUCCAAUUGAGCCAAGGCCAGCUCCCGAUCGUGCAAAUGGUAGAAAUAAAGAGUGGAAACAUAUGUACAUUGAUGAUAUUUUAUCUUUGCCUGAUAAAUUUGAAUAUAAUUUCUUUGCUUCAUGGGAUACUGCAUUCCACUGUGUUCCAAUUGCUCUAAUUGAUCCAGAUUUUGCUAAAAGACAAUUGGAUAUCUUUACAAGAGAAUGGUAUAUGCAUCCAAAUGGUCAAAUUCCUGCUUAUGAAUGGAAUUUUGGUGAUGUUAAUCCUCCAGUUCAUGCUUGGGCUACUUAUAGAGUUUAUAAAUUGGAAAGAAAGAUGUAUGGUAGAACUGAUAAUGAUUUCUUGGAACGUGUUUUCCAAAAAUUGUUAUUAAACUUCACUUGGUGGGUUAAUAGAAAAGAUUUUGAUGGUAACAAUGUCUUUGAAGGUGGGUUCUUAGGUCUUGAUAAUAUUGGUGUUUUCAACAGAUCAGAACCAUUACCAACAGGUGGUAGAUUAGAGCAAGCUGAUUCAACUGGUUGGAUGGCCUUCUUCACGUUACAAAUGUUAAAUAUUGCCUUGGAAUUAGCUAAGAAUAGAUCAGUUUAUGAAGAUAUUGCUUCUAAGUUCUUUGAACAUUUCUUGUUAAUUUCUGAUGCUAUGACUUUUACUGGUUCAACUGAUGAAAAGGAAGAAACCAAACAAUCAUUAUGGAAUGAGGAUGAUCAAUUUUAUUAUGAUGCCAUUUCAUGGGAUGGAGGUUAUAAACAACAAAUUCCAAUUAGAUCAUUAGUUGGGUUGAUUCCAUUAUAUGCUUCAUUAACAUUAGAACCACAAUUAUUAGAAAAAUUCCCAAGUUUCAAAAAAAGAUUGGAUUGGUUCAUUGAAAAAAGAUCUGGUGUUGCUGAAAGAAAUAUUGCCAGUAUGAGCCAUAGAGGUGUUGGUGAAAGAUUACUAUUAGCAUUGGUUGAUAAAGAUCGUUUACUCGCAAUCUUGAAAAGAUUAUUGGAUGAAAAUGAAUUUUUAUCAGACUAUGGUGUUAGAUCAUUAUCAAAACAUCAUAAGGAUAAUCCAUAUUCUAUCAAUGUUCAUGGUGUUGAUUAUCAUGUUGGUUAUUUACCAGGUGAAUCCGAUUCUGGUUUAUUUGGUGGUAAUUCAAAUUGGAGAGGUCCAAUUUGGUUCCCAGUCAAUUUCUUAAUUGUGGAAGCAUUACAAAGAUUCUUUUUGUAUUAUGGUCCUGAAUUAAAAGUUGAAUGUCCAUCAGGUUCAGGUAAUUUAUUAAAUUUAGCACAAGUUGCUGAAUUUAUUCAACAUCGUUUGAUCAAAUUAUUUACUCCUGAUGAAAAUACUGGUCAAAGAGCUUGUAAUGGUGAUGAUAUUAUUGCAAGUAAGGAUGAACAUUUCCGUGAUUUGGUUCCAUUUUAUGAAUAUUUUGAUGGUGAUACUGGUAGAGGUUUAGGUGCUUCACAUCAAUGUGGUUGGACUGGGUUAGUUGCUAAAUUAAUUCAAGAUACUGGUAUUACACUAUAUGGUAAAUAUUCAAAAUCUAAAACUCCAGGUACUGAAACACCAACUGAUUCAAAUUCUUAUUUCCCAAGACCUGGUCCUCAUCCUGGUAAAUUACAAAGACGUCGUUCUUCAAAAUCAUUAGUUGGUUUAACUGCUGAUUUAUUAGAACUAAGUGAAGAAGAAAGUAAUGCUUUAGCAAGUACUCUACAACAUAACAAAUCUAUUUCUUCAAGUGCUGCCUUAUCUAGAGUUACAAGUAGAGGUGGUGCUGGUAAUGAUACUACUGAUCAAUCAGUUAAGAGUGGUUAUGCUAGUGAAGAUGACGAUGAUGAAAAGGAAUUGAUUGAACAAAUCAAGAAUGCUAUUAGUAGAUUCCAUACAAAUGAUGAGGGUGAAGAUGAAGGUGAAAUCUCAAGUGAUGAGUUUGAAGCACAUUCAUAA